GAAUGGUAAAAUCACUCAAGGAUCUCUAGAUGCGGGAUAUCUUAAAAUUGGAAAACCAUCUAAUCUUGAAUGGUGUUCAAAAAAGAAAACUCUUCAGCAUGCUGUGCGCCUCGGGCUUCAGCGUCAAUGUGGUGUUAAGCAGAUGUUUGAUGAUUGGUCUUGUCAAGAAUUUCCAUCCUUAGCUGAAGCACAACGCAUAACUGGAAUUGAUAGAUCAAAUAUUGGUAAAGUUUGCAAAGGUCGUCUAGCCUCUGCCGGAGGGUAUCAUUGGGAGUACUUAAAUGUCAGUAACACAUCAUAA
Messenger RNA from Diversispora eburnea, 301 nucleotides. The record is from the annotation of a GenBank genome assembly. NCBI's taxonomy places the organism in Eukaryota, Fungi, Glomeromycota, Glomeromycetes, Diversisporales, Diversisporaceae.